Molecule: messenger RNA, 5049 nt
Organism: Capra hircus (goat)
Lineage: Eukaryota; Metazoa; Chordata; Mammalia; Artiodactyla; Bovidae
Gene: DDX46
Product: DEAD-box helicase 46
Exons: 23
Coding region: 189-3287 (1032 amino acids)
Molecular function (GO): ATP binding; RNA binding; RNA helicase activity
Source: RefSeq, a predicted model, not a curated record
CCUUCCUGCCGCUGGCGCCAGCACGUCUUGUUUUCGUUGGCCGCGUUCGGAUGGCAGCUGCCACUGUGGCUGCAGCCUCCUCAUAGUAGUGCUCCUUUCCCGGCGUGCCGAGGGCGGUGCAUUCUCCUAGUCUGUCCGGUUCUCCUGCGCGUGGUUCCGAAGGGCGCCGGUUUCCCGCAGCAGGCGGUAUGGGCAGGGAGUCACGCCACUAUCGGAAGCGAUCAGCAUCACGGGGACGCUCUGGAAGUCGAUCGAGAAGUCGUUCACCCUCAGACAAAAGAAGUAAACGUGGAGAUGAUAGACGGUCUAGAAGCAGGGAUAGAGACAGGAGGAGAGAGAGGUCCCGUAGCAGGGAUAAAAGAAGAUCUCGGUCAAGAGACAGGAAGCGUCUGAGGCGUUCCAGAAGUAGAGAGAGAGAUAGAAGUCGAGAACGAAGAAGAUCUCGAAGUCGGGACAGGAGACGUUCAAGGAGUAGAAGCCGAGGCCGAAGAUCCCGGUCUUCCAGUCCUGGCAAUAAAAGCAAGAAAGCUGAGAAUAGGUCUAGAUCCAAAGAGAAAACAGAUAGUGGGGAAAGUUCUAAAGAGAAGAAAAAAGACAAAGAUGACAAAGAGGAUGAAAAAGAAAAGGAUGCUGGUAACUUUGACCAGAAUAAGCUAGAAGAAGAAAUGAGAAAGCGAAAAGAAAGAGUAGAAAAAUGGCGAGAAGAGCAACGUAAAAAGGCCAUGGAAAACAUAGGGGAACUGAAAAAGGAAAUCGAAGAGAUGAAACAAGGGAAAAAGUGGAGUUUAGAAGAUGAUGAUGAUGAUGAAGAUGAUCCUGCAGAGGCUGAAAAGGAAGGAAAUGAAAUGGAGGGUGAGGAGUUAGAUCCAUUAGAUGCUUACAUGGAAGAAGUGAAAGAGGAAGUAAAAAAGUUUAAUAUGAGAAGUGUGAAAGGUGGUGGGGGAAAUGAAAAGAAGUCUGGGCCAACGGUCACAAAAGUUGUCACAGUUGUCACAACCAAAAAAGCAGUCGUAGAUUCUGAUAAGAAGAAAGGUGAGCUAAUGGAGAAUGACCAGGAUGCCAUGGAGUAUUCUUCAGAGGAGGAAGAAGUUGAUCUUCAGACAGCUCUUACAGGUUACCAGACAAAGCAGAGAAAGCUUCUAGAACCAGUGGAUCAUGGAAAAAUUGAAUAUGAACCAUUCAGGAAAAACUUCUAUGUUGAAGUUCCAGAAUUGGCAAAAAUGUCUCAAGAGGAGGUGAAUGUAUUUCGGUUGGAAAUGGAGGGCAUUACUGUCAAGGGUAAAGGUUGCCCCAAACCAAUUAAAUCUUGGGUUCAGUGUGGAAUUUCUAUGAAGAUCUUAAAUUCUCUAAAAAAGCAUGGUUAUGAAAAGCCCACGCCAAUCCAAACCCAGGCGAUUCCUGCGAUAAUGUCUGGACGAGAUUUGAUUGGUAUUGCCAAGACAGGAAGUGGAAAGACCAUUGCCUUUCUGUUGCCCAUGUUUAGGCACAUCAUGGAUCAGAGGUCUUUAGAAGAAGGAGAGGGGCCAAUAGCUGUCAUCAUGACUCCAACUCGAGAACUGGCUUUACAAAUUACUAAAGAAUGUAAGAAGUUUUCGAAGACCUUGGGCCUUAGAGUGGUCUGUGUUUAUGGAGGAACAGGAAUCAGUGAGCAGAUUGCUGAGCUGAAAAGAGGUGCUGAAAUUAUUGUUUGUACACCUGGUCGAAUGAUUGACAUGUUAGCAGCUAAUAGUGGUCGGGUUACAAAUCUUCGAAGAGUGACGUAUGUUGUUUUAGAUGAAGCAGACAGAAUGUUUGACAUGGGUUUUGAACCACAGGUCAUGCGCAUAGUGGAUAAUGUUCGCCCUGACAGGCAGACAGUUAUGUUUUCAGCUACUUUCCCCAGAGCUAUGGAAGCCUUGGCUCGGAGAAUCCUGAGUAAACCCAUUGAAGUGCAGGUUGGAGGCAGAAGUGUAGUUUGCUCGGAUGUGGAGCAACAAGUGAUUGUGAUUGAAGAAGAAAAGAAAUUCUUGAAGCUGCUUGAACUUCUAGGUCAUUAUCAAGAAUCAGGAUCUGUCAUUAUAUUUGUGGAUAAGCAGGAACAUGCUGAUGGUCUUCUGAAAGAUUUAAUGAGAGCUUCUUACCCUUGCAUGUCUCUUCAUGGAGGCAUUGAUCAAUAUGACAGAGAUAGCAUCAUAAAUGAUUUUAAGAAUGGGACCUGCAAACUUCUUGUGGCCACAUCUGUUGCUGCCCGAGGCCUCGAUGUGAAGCAUCUGAUUCUUGUUGUAAACUAUAGCUGCCCCAACCAUUAUGAGGAUUAUGUGCACAGAGCAGGACGGACUGGAAGAGCAGGCAACAAAGGCUAUGCAUACACUUUCAUCACAGAAGAUCAGGCUCGGUAUGCUGGAGACAUAAUUAAAGCCCUUGAACUGUCAGGGACUGCAGUGCCACCUGAUCUAGAGAAACUCUGGAGCGAUUUCAAAGAUCAACAGAAAGCUGAAGGGAAAAUAAUUAAAAAGAGUAGUGGGUUCUCUGGUAAGGGAUUCAAGUUCGAUGAAACAGAACAAGCUUUGGCUAAUGAGAGAAAGAAGUUACAAAAAGCUGCUCUUGGUCUGCAAGAUUCAGAUGAUGAGGAUGCUGCGGUUGAUAUUGAUGAGCAGAUUGAAAGCAUGUUUAAUUCAAAGAAGAGAGUGAAGGAUAUGGCGGCUCCUGGAACAUCCAGUGUUCCUGCUCCCACUGCAGGAAAUGCUGAGAAACUGGAAAUUGCAAAGAGAUUGGCUCUUAGAAUCAAUGCUCAGAAGAAUCUGGGCAUUGAGUCUCAGGUAGAUGUAAUGCAGCAGGCCACCAAUGCCAUUCUCAGAGGUGGCACCAUCCUGGCUCCCACUGUAUCUGCAAAAACCAUUGCAGAGCAACUUGCUGAAAAGAUAAAUGCCAAGCUCAACUAUGUGCCUUUGGAGAAACAAGAAGAGGAGAGACAGGAUGGUGGACAGAAUGAAUCUUUUAAGAGAUAUGAGGAAGAAUUAGAGAUCAAUGACUUCCCACAGACUGCUAGGUGGAAAGUUACCUCUAAGGAAGCUCUGCAGAGAAUCAGUGAAUAUUCUGAAGCUGCAAUUACAAUCAGAGGAACAUACUUCCCACCUGGCAAAGAGCCCAAGGAAGGAGAGCGGAAAAUUUACUUGGCAAUUGAAAGUGCCAAUGAGCUGGCUGUGCAGAAAGCGAAGGCAGAAAUCACCAGGCUUAUAAAAGAAGAACUGAUCCGAUUGCAAAAUUCAUACCAACCAACAAAUAAAGGAAGAUACAAAGUCUUAUAAAACAUCCGAGAAAAGCUUUUACCUGUGCUGGUCUGUGAUAAAUGUGGCAGUUAUUGUCUUCAGUUUACAAUGUAUUUUAAAUUAAGAUUUUUAAAAUUCAGUCUUGCUGAUUUUUUUUUUAAGUAUUAGAAACCAGUAUUUGUUACAAAUCUUCUUUCUGUAAGUACCCCCAGAAUUAUCAAACUCUAUUUAAAGUAGGCCUGUUUUCAUUAAAGUGUCCUUUAAUGUAAAACUUAAAUAUCAAUAUUUUAACUAUCUGGGUAAUACUCCAGAAGUUUAAGGCAAUUAAAAUAUUUGAACUUUCCAUUGAAGAUAAUAAAGUACAAAGGUUGCUAAGGGGUUGUUCACUUUAUCUUCUUGCAAUGAAACUGUGAUCAUCUCCUCAGAAAAGGUAAAAUUCUCUAAUUUUGUGUCUCUACCUUGAGCUUAAAUCUUACUUGACUCGAGUAGAACAAUAUGAACUGGAUAUAAGAAUGUUACAAUAGAAGUUUUACAAAAUGGGUUCAGAGUUUUUGUUUCAAUUUUUAUCAUCUUAUGAGGGUCAUAGUUGGACUGCUCUUUGGUUUUGUAAAAUUAAAGUUUUGUAGUAUAAGAAGUGUUUGCAUUCCUUUACACUGCUAAGAAUUUUAGUAUCGACUGCUUUUAGGUUCCCUUCACAACCUGUGGCUCUGUGCUUAGCUACUAGCUCUUUUCUAAUCUUCCUGAAGUGAAAGUGAUUUGUCACCUGUAAAUAUGAACGUGAUUGUUUUUUUCCCCUUUAAAGUGUUCGUUUAUACAUCUGUACAUAUAAACACCCUACCAAUCUGAUUUUUCUUCAGGAUUAUUGAGUAGGUUGUGAAUUUUCUUUAAAAAAAAAAAAGCGUGGCACCCACAUUUUAGACUUAGAAUUUAAACAUUUCUCAGUGAAAUUUAGUUUAAAAGAAUCAUAAAUUAUAUUUUUGAACCUUGAUAUAUAUUUCCUGAGUAUCCUAAUUUAAAUUGUGAUAAUUGGAUCACCUAAUGUUCAAGACUCGUGUGUUAGAACUUGAUAUGGUUGUCACUCUUUGAAAAAAUAAAAUUUUCAGGAAUGAAAUAUUUGUAUUUCUUAAAAGAUACAGAAGUUCCUUUAAGUAGUCUUGACUUAGAGCUUUUAAAAACGAAAAAACCCAAAGCGUAUUAUAGCUAUUAACUCAUUUCAGUAGUAUGUUAGAUGAUUCAAGUGACAGGAGGUAUCAAUCAUGAUUUCCUCAAUCUGAAGUUGUCCUUACUGAAAAUCUCAGGUAUAUACUUGAAUCUCUCACAUAUCCACUUUUUUACUUGAGGAAGAAAACAGAUAAAACACAUGUAACAAUAGAAUCAAAUAAACCAUUUUCUCUAAAAUUUUAGGCAUCUUGGGCUCCUGUACCCCCAGCAUUUAUUUAUAUGCUUCUUUUUAUUACUUAGUGAUAGUUUGUUUCCUUUGAUAGACUAUGUCACAGUCCCACACUGAUGGCAAUUGGUGCUCCCUUCAGCCUGCUCCAUCACUUUGAGAUUCAGAGAUUACAGCCUGUUAGUAUUAUUACCUUUAUGUUUGUGCAUCUAGUUGUCGUCAGCCACUGAGAGUAUUUUGUUAAAAUGAAGCCCAUUUCUUUGUUACUACAUUGUUUAGUGUCACACUGACUCUUUGAUUUUUAAAAUUUGAAUGACAUACAGAUUAAUUUGUUUUUUAAAAAAUGCAAUAUCAAUAUUUGCUCAUGUUUUUUAAAUUCCUUGUAAAAUAAAGUUAGCCUGCAUUUUCCUAAAA